Molecule: messenger RNA, 750 nt
Organism: Penicillium malachiteum
Lineage: Eukaryota; Fungi; Ascomycota; Eurotiomycetes; Eurotiales; Aspergillaceae
Exons: 4
Coding region: 1-750 (249 amino acids)
Cellular component (GO): intracellular anatomical structure
Molecular function (GO): oxidoreductase activity, acting on NAD(P)H, oxygen as acceptor
Source: RefSeq, a predicted model, not a curated record
AUGACCCAACAAAGCAUUCGUCGCGCGGACCCGCCGCUAUCAGAUAGCAUUUUCAAAAUGUUUCAGAUGCACGGAAAGGUUGUCAUCAUCACAGGUGGCACAGGUGGAAUUGGCUACGAAAUAGGUGAGGAGUUGGCCUACUCACUUGAGAAGGAAUUCGGAGUCAAGGCAAAAUCUUACCAGUGCGCAGUGCAAAACUUUGAAGAGGUACAAGCCUGUACCGAUGCCGUUGUCCGUGACUUUGGCCAUCUCGAUGUUAUGAUUGCGAAUGCGGGGAUUCCCUCCAAGGCUGGAGCUCUGGAUGAUAAGCUGGAAGACUGGCAUCGGGUAGUUGAUGUGGACUUCUCCGGCGCUUACUACUGUGCUCGUACUGCUGGUCAAAUUUUCAGGAAGCAGGGAUCAGGCAACUUGAUCUUCACAUCCUCCAUGUCGGGUCAUGCGGUCAAUUAUCCACAGAAACAGGCAUGUUAUAAUGCUUGCAAAGCAGGUGUCAGUCAUUUGGCGAAGUCACUAGCUGUGGAGUGGGCUGAUUUCGCGCGAGUCAACUGUGUUAGCCCCGGCUACGUUGACACUCCUAUGAGUGGUGACUGUGCGUUUGAGAUGAAGGAAGAGUGGUAUGGUCUAACACCUAUUGAAAGAGAUUGCGACCCGCGAGAGCUGAAAGGAGCUUAUCUUUACCUGGCGAGCGACGCAAGCACUUAUACGACCGGAGCAGACAUAGUGGUUGAUGGAGGUUAUACCUGUCGAUGA